Molecule: messenger RNA, 3482 nt
Organism: Vigna umbellata (rice bean)
Lineage: Eukaryota; Viridiplantae; Streptophyta; Magnoliopsida; Fabales; Fabaceae
Source: RefSeq, a predicted model, not a curated record
CGGAUUUCAAAAAUUCAAAUCUCAAACUCACCACCCUUCAUCCCCGCUCUCACACCUUUCACACACACACACACAGAGAAAGAAAGGAAGGAACUUUCAGAAGCGGAUCUGUGACUGAAAAUGUCUAUGCGCCACGAGAAAGAAAAGGGCGUCAACGUCCAGGUCCUCCUCCGUUGCAGGCCGUUCAGCGACGAAGAGUUACGGAGCAACGCACCGCAAGUUGUGACUUGCAAUGAUUACAGUCGAGAAGUCGCCGUCUCUCAGAGUAUCGCCGGCAAGCACAUCGAUAGGGUUUUCACCUUCGAUAAGGUUUUUGGUCCUUCUGCUAGGCAAAAGGAUCUUUAUGAACAAGCUGUUACUCCGAUAGUUAAUGAAGUUCUUGAGGGGUUUAAUUGUACUAUUUUUGCGUAUGGUCAAACUGGUACAGGGAAAACCUACACUAUGGAAGGGGAGUGCAAAAGGGCCAAGAGUGGUCCCAAUGGAGAGUUACCUCCGGAAGCUGGAGUCAUUCCCAGGGCUGUCAAGCAGAUUUUUGACACACUAGAGGGCCAGAAUGCGGAGUAUAGUGUAAAGGUCACCUUUUUGGAACUGUAUAAUGAAGAGAUCACUGAUUUGCUUGCCCCGGAGGAGAUUUCUAAGGUUUCUUUGGAGGAGAAGCAGAAAAAACAGCUGCCUCUCAUGGAGGAUGGUAAAGGUGGAGUUCUUGUAAGGGGAUUGGAGGAAGAGAUUGUGACAAGUGCUAGUGAGAUUUUUACGCUUCUGGAGAGAGGGUCUGCUAAACGACGGACUGCUGAAACUUUGUUGAACAAGCAGUCAAGUCGGUCACAUUCGUUGUUUUCAAUUACAAUCCAUAUCAAGGAAGCAACCCCGGAAGGAGAAGAACUAAUUAAAUGUGGUAAACUUAAUUUGGUUGAUCUGGCUGGGUCAGAGAAUAUAUCUCGUUCUGGUGCCAGGGAGGGCCGUGCAAGGGAAGCUGGGGAAAUUAACAAAAGUUUGCUUACUUUAGGACGAGUAAUCAAUGCAUUAGUGGAGCACCUUGGUCACAUCCCUUACAGGGAUAGUAAGUUAACUCGCUUACUGCGUGAUUCACUCGGGGGAAGAACCAAGACAUGCAUCAUUGCAACAGUGUCUCCUGCAGUUCAUUGCUUAGAGGAAACUUUGAGCACGCUGGAUUAUGCACACAGGGCAAAACACAUAAAAAAUAAGCCUGAGGUUAACCAAAAAAUGAUGAAAUCAACACUUAUCAAAGACCUUUAUGGUGAAAUUGAACGUCUUAAAGCAGAGGUUUAUGCUACGCGUGAGAAAAAUGGUGUCUAUAUUCCAAAGGAAAGAUUCUAUCAGGAGGAGAGUGAAAAGAAGGCUAUGUCAGAUCAAAUUGAACAGAUGGGGCUCACAAUAGAAACGCAACAAAAGCAACUUGAGGAUUUGCAAAACAAAUUAGUCGACCAAAUUCAACAGUGUUCCGAUUUGAGCAACAAACUCGAUAGUACCGAGAAAAACUUGAACAAGACUAGCAAAUUGCUUGCCAACAGAGAGGAAGAAUUAAAAAAAUGUCAGUACACUUUGAAAGAGAAAGACUUCAUCAUUUCUGAGCAGAGAAAAGCAGAAAAUGCACUGCAUCAUCAAGCAUGUGUUUUACGUGCUGAUUUGGAGAAAUCUCUUCAGGAUAAUGCUUCGUUAUUUUUGAAAAUUGGCAGAGAAGAUAAGUUGAACUCAAAUAACAGAACUGUAGUGAACAAUUACCAGGCGGAGCUCGCUCAGCAAGUUGGUUCUCUAUGCAGCACUGUUGCAACGUCAUUGUCUGAACAGAAUGAACAUCUGGAAGGUGUGAAGAAGCUCUGUCAUUCGUUUUUGGACGUUCAUGAUAAGGCCGUUGUUGAUUUUAAAAAGAAAAUGACAUCUCUGAGGUCCUUGUAUAUAUCUCAUAUCGAGGCAGUACAAAAUGUCGUGCGCUUGCAUAAAGCGAACUCUGAUGCUGCCUUUGAGGAACUUACUUCUGUUAUAUCCUCCAAUGGCGAUUCAAUAGAAAAAUUUCUUGCAUCCGAGGCUACCGAAGCUGGUUCAAUAUUUGAUGAUCUUCAGGGUUCCCUUUCAACUCAGCAGGGUGAAUUGGCAGUUUUUGCGAGCGAGUUACGAAAUGUACGUGCUUCAAGUUUUCCUUCUAAAUUCAAUCUCAGCAUUGAACAAAUAAAGGAUAUCUCCGAGCGCUCUCAAGAAUUUGUGGAUAAGCUUUUUGAAGAAUCAAAAAAGCUUGAAGACUACGCUUCACAGGCUGACCAAGUGCAAAUGAAGAGCAUUGAUGAGUUUAAAAAAGCUUACGAGGUUCUAACUUUGCACCAACAAGUAUUAUUUGAAAGAUGGUUCUGGUUGUUGACAUCUGAUGUGGAAAGCUUAUUCUAUUCUGUGCAGGAACAAUCAAAAUCAGAUACAGAGAAACUUAUUGCUAAUAUGACAACUUUAGUUUCUGAUCACAUUCGGCGACAAAUGGAUCUGGUAGACUCAAAGCUUGUUGAUCUUAGGGAAAGCGGAAUGAAGAACAAGUCCUUCUUGGAUGGACAUUUGUCUUCAAUGGGAGAUAUUGUUACCAAUGCUAAAAGGAAAUGGCAGGCCUUUUGCGUGCAAGCAGAAAAGGAUGCAAAAGACACUUCGGAUUUUUCUGCUGCUAGGCAUUGCCGUAUGGAGGUGCUCAUGCAGCAGAGUUUUAAGACUGCUAAGUCGGCUUUUGAGCAUACAAAGAGGACACAUGAUGCUGUGAAUGAGAUGGGGACCAAACAUAUUUCGGCAACAGAAUCAAUUGUCAGGAAUGCUACUGAUGGCAAUGAGCAACAUGUCGUUGAGGUCAAUUGUGCACGAAUUUCAGCAGAAGAAGAUGUGGCAAAGAAUAGUGAGGAGCUUAUUGAGCAGUUUGAUGUCACUUCAGCACAAGAACGGGAUUCCAUAUCUGGCGUAUUAAAUGUGGUGAGAACUCAUGCAAAUACACUUGAGACGCUACGAGAGGAUCACGAUGGCCAAGCUGCUUCGAUUGAACACAGAGCAAGCGAAACUUUUCAACAGCAAUUCAGGGAUUAUGAACCUACCGGUACAACACCAAUAAGAUGUGAAGCUGAUGUUCCGACAAAGGGGACAAUAGAGUCUCUUCGAUCCUUGCCAAUGGAAUCCCUGCUUGAGGAAUUCCGGGAAAACAACCCAUACGAAUCUUCUGAUGUAAAGGAGUUGAAACCAUCUCUUAUUCCACGUUCGCCUCUUACUCAACUGAACUAAAUGGUGGUAUAAGCUUGCACGGUUGGGUCCUUCAUUGUUACAAAUUUGUAUUUCUAUUGUAACAUCACAUUGCUUUUGUUAGCCAUAAUUGUUCAAAGAAUGCAUCCUUGGAGGAUAGGAUAUUUAGAGCAAUGUACUCUGUAAAUCCCACCUUGGGAUGAAGUAUAUGUUAAAAUAAUGUUUAAUUUUAAGUAAGGCUCUCGCUUUUGUUUAAGUUUUUU